This is a messenger RNA of Anopheles marshallii, 5466 nucleotides long. RefSeq names its product ras GTPase-activating protein raskol (gene raskol). The coding region runs from base 1 to 5466 and encodes 1821 amino acids. Gene Ontology annotation, biological process: regulation of GTPase activity. The record is from RefSeq and is a predicted model, not a curated record. The transcript has 5 exons. NCBI's taxonomy places the organism in Eukaryota, Metazoa, Arthropoda, Insecta, Diptera, Culicidae.
AUGGCUUCGUCGGACACAUCAUUUUCCUCGACGGCAGAUUCGACUCGGAGAAGAUCGACAUUUUAUGUGCCAUUGACAACCGCAGACCAGUCAUCUGGUGGAGGAACUGCCGAAUGCAAAGAUGGUAACACAGAGAAAACGCUUGCUGCAGAGAAGCGAGGAAAUCGCACAGGAACAGCAAAUACUUCCACAGCAGAUGACAUCAAACAUGCUUCCAUGGAGAGCAUUUACCAUCCAGACCUCAGCGGGUGCAGCUUCGGUUGGAGUUUGGAUGAGUCGGGUCAGGACAAUUUGGAACCAGUGGUUGGGCAUAGUGAUCACGAGAACAAACUGAAACGAUACGGUGUGGUUUUAAACGCUAGUGUAAAUAUCGACGACGAUGAAACAAAGUGCCAUCAACAACAGACGCCGCGUCAUCACCAAUCCAACACGUCCACACCGAUUCGAUUGGGACAAUCGCGAAGCCGCAGUAAUAUCUUAUCCACCAACCUGACGAAUGAAAGUGGAGUUACAACAGAACCCGUACCACUAAGCCGUGGCGGUGGUGUCAUCUACGGUUUAAUGAAAAGAGACCCACCGCUAAAAAAUGUAGUACUGGCAGCGAAAGAUAAAUCAAAAACAUUGCCACAAAACAUGUCCCUUGCUAGUGCUAUGCCAGUGAAGAGUUCAUUUCUACUCCAUUCCACACCACGCAUUUCGUCGGAAUGCUCGUCAUCGCUAGAUGUUAAAAACUGUGGCAGCAUAGUUGGACAGUCACCCGAAUCAACUGUACCGGCGAUAGCAUCUAUGUUUAGCCCCAAAAAAUCACUUAGCUUCAUUCGGAGAACCCAUUCCACCAAACUUUCAAGGAGCAAUUCGCUGCUGAAAAGUCUUACGUCCAAGUGUGUCGAUCAAAGUGCGAUUAAUGCUAGUCUGCUGCAAGUGCCAGUGAAAGAAUUGGACUACGAUCGUUUGUGUCGGAUAUUGGACCAUCCGGCAAAAAUAGAUCAAAAGAUUAGAGACAUGUUUAUCCUGUGCAAGGAUGAAAAAGAGGAAGAAAAUGCUGUACAUUCGGAUACUUCGUACGAAAAGGCGUGUCGCCGGGGAUCAGCUCCGAACACGCCUGUAAUGGGCCAAAAGGUGGAAUCGUCGUCAAGAUUUACGAAUUUCUUUUCCAAAAGGUCCUUUCGAUCAAUACCAUUAAAACGGACUAAAUCGGUUAUCAAGCUGGACCGUUCCAAGCGUGGCCAGGGAGGUAUAAGAGGGUCUAGAUCGCACGAAAGUCUGCUGUCGAAUCAUACAGUGAUGUCCACCAUUGAUUUGUCCGGUAUCGGCAUGAUCGAGGUAGUACCGGUCCAUGCAUCGGUACUUGGCAGACGCCAUUGCUUUCAGGUGCGUGGAAUCGCACGCGGGGAACGCUAUUACAGUUGUGGUACACGUCAAGAACGAGACCUAUGGAUAUACAGCUUGCGAAAAUCCAUCGCUCCGAACAAACACAUCGUACGGCGUCUGGAUAACUCGUUGAAAAUGUGGAUUUACGAGGCAAAAUCGCUGCCACCGAAGAAGCGCUACUUCUGUGAAAUUUACCUCGACAACACGUUGUACGGCCGAACGUCAGUAAAACUGCGAGCGGAUCUUCUGUUUUGGGGUGAAUUUUUUGAUUUCCCCGAUGUUCCGGGAGCGAGCACUAUAACCGUGAAUGUAUACCGAGAGGCGGAUAAGAAGAAAAAACGCGAUAAGCAUGUGCUGGUUGGGUCUGUCGCAAUCCCCAUUGAAAAAGUAACUGCCCGUACGUUUACCGAAGAUUGGUACCAAAUUGUAAUGGAGAAGCAUGACAACAGCAUUAUCAAAAGCACAUCCAAAGAUCCGACACCAACGCUUAGAAUCAAAUAUCGAUACCAAUCGAUUGACAUCCUACCUUUGGAUGCGUAUAAGGACUUUCAAGGCUUCAUGAAGGAAAACUAUAAAAAGGUAUGCGAAGCAAUUGAACCAAUUAUUGGCGUUAAAGCUAAGGAAGACAUAGGGCAAGCGUUGGUACUGCUAAUGCAUUCCCAAGGAAUGGCUGCCGCAUUUUUGUCCGAUGUAGUUGCGCUAGAUCUGUUGCGUGUUGACGACCAACGAUUGACGUUUCGCGGUAAUUCGCUAGCCACGAAAAGCAUGGAAGCAUUCCUGAAGCUCAUCGGAGAACAGUAUCUGCAGGACACAUUGUCCAUACCGAUAGCGGAAAUAAUUGCGUCUGAUCGAGAUUGUGAAGUGGAUCCUACGAAGGUGAACGGAUCAUUAUCACGUCAACAGCAGGCUCUUCGCCGAGCAGUCAAAUCAGUAUGGACAGCAAUAGCAGAAAGUAGCCGCAUUUUUCCGGUUCAAUUGCGAGACUGUUUCGCUACAUUUCGUGAACGGUUGCAAGAUCUAAACCGUGAAGAUAUGGCCGACAAUUUGAUAAGUGCUUCUAUUUUUCUGCGUUUUUUGUGUCCGGCCAUACUGUCACCGAGUUUGUUUAACAUUACGAACGAGCUACCAUCUGCGCGAGCUACACGAAAUUUGACCCUGGUGGCCAAGACACUGCAAACGUUGGCAAAUUUUACACGCUUUCAGGGAAAGGAGAACUUUAUGGAAUUUUUGAACGAUUUUCUUGAACAAGAAGCUCCCCGGAUGACGCAGUUUCUUUACGACAUAUCUUGUACCGAUUGUAGCAGCGAGGACAAUUUUCUAGACUGGUCGGGUUGCAUUGAUCAAGGCAAGCAACUGUCAAUUUUACAUAGCUUACUGUCCGAAAUAGUGCUUAAGCUGUCGGCGGAAAAGCAGCACGAAAUUCACCCACUGCCAGCUAUACUUGAAUCGAUUACGAAAGCCAAGGAAAAUAACGCACAAACGGAAGACGAUCAAGAUUGUGAUGGAAAAUUGCAGCACACUUAUAAGCAAGAAAACUAUGCAGGCAAAAAUAUCGGAACUGGAACCAAUAAGCUAGGUCUCAUGUCGGCUACAUUUUCUGGCAGAGAUUUGAGCAUUUACAACACUGCCGAAGCACAAAACGUGCUAACGCCGAAAAAACAUCAUUCAUCGAAUGGUUCAUUGCAUCGCUCAAUCGGAGCUUCUAACAGUGAACUAGUUACCAGCUUGAAGCUAUUGAACGGUGUGCCAGACAAAGGCAUCAAUCCACUUACUACACCGGUACAACACAUUCACGGUACGACGAACGAAUAUAGCUUCAAUCACCACCAACACAGUAACAGCAGAAUGAACAUCAUCGGAUGCGCUAGUCUUCGAUCGUAUUCAACUACUGCUGGGGCUGCAUCGUACAGCAUUGGAAACAAUAUGGCCACAAAUAGUCUACGAAGCGAAAAGGACAAAAUUAACAACAUGCACGGUGAUGUACGGGCAAGUACAUUGCCACGAUAUAACAACUAUACGACAAGUGUAUCCGUCGGUGAGAAUAAUUGUUCCGUUGGUAAACCAAUAGGACUGGAUCGCGAAAUGAGCGAAAAUACAACGCCCAAUACGACCAGCAACAACCUUAUUCAAAUCGAUAUAGAUCCGAGCAAUCCUUUCCAUAGAAAAAGUCCCACACCUUUGUUGAAGAAUCUUUCCUACAGUCACUAUAUCGCUAGCAACUGGAAUCAGAAAGGGUCUCAGCAAAAUCUUCUAAGUCCUGCCUCCGAUCAUAGCGAUUUGGAAAAAAAUGCCCUUAACUUAGGUAUUCCGCAUAGUGAGACAGGUCGGGAACAACAGUACGGUCAGUGUAACUACACGGCAACUACUGUUACCCAGAAAACCUCAAGUGUUGCAACCUUAUCGUCAUAUGCGCCCCGUCGUACCACGGUAACAACCAAUCCUUCAAAAAUGCCAAUGAGUCUAGAAGAUUUGGAAGAUCUGCUCAACUAUGCCGAUGAACAAAAACAAACUUCCACGGGCGAAUCAGGUCUUAGCGCCAGCAUCGAUGGCAGUGGUGGUGCGUGCGAACCUACCAACACAAAUGUCAAAGGUCUGCUUGGCUGCAACGGCAGCAGCGUAUCAAUUAGCCAAAUUUCAAACAUUUGCAGUUCGGGUUAUCAAAGCAUCCCAAACCAAUCCGCUUGUUCGAGCCCGGGUGAAUUGGCUGGCCAGCAGCGAAUAGAAUACAUUAGCAACAAAGCGCCACCGCCACGCAAAUUAACGACCACCCUUAUUGGGUACAACACAGAAAAUGGAAUUGAUUUAUGCUUGAAUGACCGCACAACUACCAAAGCAGACCUGCCGGCGUCCAGUAUUAACUUGCAGCUAUUUAAUGAUCGUGACCAAGGAACCACAUCACAUAUUACCGAUCGUCGUCGUGAUACAGAGCACGAAACACCAUACAAACAGAGUAAUUCUAAUAGAAUUUUAAACAACAAUUACGUUGAUAGUGCAUAUGAUGUCAUACCAUCGUUAAAAAAUCCCCUGUCUGGUGGAAGUGCAAUAGUUAGUACCGGCCAUAUUCCAGCGAAGGUACAUUCGCGCAAUGUCCAACCAGAUACUGUCGAAUAUUUUGGGUCCAGCCGCAUUAAUGAACAUUCGCGAGCGAAAAGAAUCAUUGUGCAAGGUGUUCGCAGUUGCGGCGAUAGUAUACACAGUGAGUCGAGCAGUGAUGAACGAUUCAGCAAUACCACAUCAGAAAACUACACCGAACACGACUCUCUAACGACGGCCAACGUGUCGUCAAUAGAACGAAAUCCCGUCUCAAUCAACAACGGGAACGAUUAUAAACCUAUUGCCACUGGUCUGUACGGACGCCGACUAGGAAGCAACCGUGUGCCACGGACAAAUCCUUUGAUGCAGUACAAAAAGGAUGACAAUACAGCGGAGGUCCUUGGUCAAGCAAUAGGUGACAGUGCCGGUGGCGGCAGCGGCUUUCAACAAAAUGGACAUCGGGAUCAUAGUUUCCCAAACCGCCACCAUCGACGGCUUUCAUUAGAGUGCGCACGGACACUAUCCGACAGCUCUACUGACGAAACCGAAAGUGGUAAUGCAAGAACGUUCAAUGCGAAUCACCACAUUCAGCAGCAUCACCUAGUUAGCACUACGGCACAUCACAACAGCUUAAGGGAAACUGAAAACAAACGACGCAGAAAUGGCAAUAAAUCGGUCGAACAAUGCGAGCGAGAAAUUCAACGACUGCAAGCAUCGUUAGACUCCAUGCGCCAAAAGCUGGAAAUGUCCGAACCAACGGAAGGGAGUGCCGACAAACUGGAGGCCGUAGCACAACACAGCGACAGUAAGAUUCGCAGCAUAAUUGGAAGACUGCUUACCAUGGAAGAGGAAUUACGACAAGAACAGUACAAAAUGUCCCUGGUAUUGUCUCACAAGCAGCGGGUAAUCGAAGCGCAAGGACAGCAAAUUGCGGCCUUGGAUGCGGCCAACAAUCGACUACUGUCGGCAUUAUCUACACUGCAAAACCGAUAUGAAAGUCAAUCUAAUCAAAGUGAUGAUACCUCUUCGUCGCACCCCAACGCGGGCGCUUCUUCUUGCUAG